AUGUACCUGAAGCUCUUUCACAACCAUCCCAACAUCAUUACCUUGCUGAACGUGGUGCGAGCAGAUCAGGAUCGUGACAUCUACUUGGUCUUUGAUCACAUGGAUCUGGAUCUGGGCAAGGCCAUCGAGUCGGGCAUCUUGACGACCUCACACCGCAAGUACAUCAUGGCUCAAGUUUUCGCUGGACUUUGCUACCUCCAUUCUGGCGGCAUCAUUCAUCGUGACCUGAAGCCUGACAACAUUCUUCUCAACGAGAGUUGUGACGCACAGGCAAGCAUGCGGUUCUGUGCUGGCACCAUGCUUUUGUUUUGA
Molecule: messenger RNA, 312 nt
Organism: Monosiga brevicollis MX1
Lineage: Eukaryota; Choanoflagellata; Craspedida; Salpingoecidae
Exons: 4
Coding region: 1-312 (103 amino acids)
Biological process (GO): intracellular signal transduction; protein phosphorylation
Cellular component (GO): cytoplasm; nucleus
Molecular function (GO): protein serine/threonine kinase activity; ATP binding
Source: RefSeq, a predicted model, not a curated record